Candidozyma auris is the source of this 2781-nucleotide messenger RNA. RefSeq lists its product as uncharacterized. Lineage: Eukaryota; Fungi; Ascomycota; Pichiomycetes; Serinales; Metschnikowiaceae. Gene Ontology annotation, biological process: carbon catabolite repression of transcription. The record is from RefSeq and is a predicted model, not a curated record. Gene Ontology annotation, molecular function: protein binding. Bases 1 to 2781 code for a protein of 926 amino acids. Gene Ontology annotation, cellular component: nucleus; cell division site; cell tip. The transcript has a single exon.
AUGACCCUGAUAAACGUUCCUAAGGAGCAGCUACCGCCAGCGCAGCUAUUUCUUGAGUCGGUUUGCCCAGGGUUGCUGGCGCUUGAUGAUAAUAUUCAUUUUGCGUUUCCAAGUGAGGUUCCACAGUCGGUUUUUGAUAGAUUGGCUGAAGUCAAUUGGCCACUUACGAGCUCUUCUGCGUUCCCGACCUCAAUUAAGGCCAGACUAGAGCCCACAUACUUGCAUGUAUCCAGACCGCCAUUUCAGCAUGACGUGCACAGGAACGUUGAGUCCACCACUUACAUCUCUUUGCCUUUCCACGUCACCAACAUAUUCUCUAAAGUUGUGGGUGCUCAGCAGGGGACAAUGAAGCAGGACGGAGGUCUACAUAUUGGCGCUAAUUUGAACCCUCUAAUACCAGAUCCAUACCGCUUGGUGCACAUGAAUCCAGGCUGUUUGACUUCAAUGAUAGUGCUUGCCAAUGACAAGUUGAGUGAACAGUCAGGUAAUCGAAAUUCGUUUCGGAGUGUUACUUCAAGCUUAAAUAGGUUUUUGCGUAUUGGCUCCUCACAGGUGGAAGCAGACUCGAAAAGCAGCUUCCACUCUUUGCUCGACGCAAUUCCUGACCACAGUCCUCACUUUAUUUCCCACCCCCAGUUGGGAGGGUCCGCUCAAUCGGCGAAAAAAUCUCAGCGCCAGCUAUUGCCAAAUGUUUUUCACAGGCUUCUAGAGUUUGACUCCAAAAAUUAUCAUACAAUUGUGAGGUCUCCAACCACCAAGAAACUACUUGUAUCUGCGAAUGUGAAUGUCGUUAACGUCUUUGCCGUUGAUCAAGAGUAUAAGAUGAAGGGAACGAAGGAGCUCAAUGCUACCUCCUCGAUUUUUCCGCUCUCAGAAGAAGCUGAUAAUCUGCUUCCUAGUUACUCGAAGCCAACGAGUUCCCAGCAGCCGCAACCAUCACAACAACAGCAACAACAGCAGGCGUCCACUACUCUUACAACAACAUGUAAGCCAUAUAAAAAGGUCAUUGAAACACCUUUGCUACGCUUGCAGCUUAAUGCAAGUUUGAUAGUCACGAGCAUUCUUACUCUCGUGUGUUCAGAAACAUUAGAUCCGAUGUUAAUUUUAGGUUUCAAUACCGGCGGUAUUCUUGCUAUUAAUCUUGGCCAGGUUUCUUAUAGAUAUUUUGACAAUUUUGGCUUUAAGCAAGCACGAGAUGAAAGCGCAGAUGCCUCUUGGAGCAAUGUAUCAGUAACGUCUUUGGCAGCCAUUGCUCAUACAAAAUUUGAAUUGCUCGUGAUAGCUGGCUUUGCCAAUGGUGAAGUCAUUAUCCUCAAUUUAUUGGGCGAGGACUCAGAAGCGCCAUACAUCAAGCGUGAAGUAGGUAAUGAUAGUUCCAUUACCUUAUUUAAAAAGUUUGACUUGAGUCCACUCAAUAAAGAAUCAGGCCCCGAUCCGGAUGACCCAAUCAGUCCAGGCUAUAUCAUUGGGCAUUUCAAAAUGAGUUAUAAGCCAAUAACUUCUAUCGCGAGCACCAUUCCAUAUACAAUGGUACCCUCUCCCAGUCUCAUGAAAAAUCCCUUCAUUGUUGCAAUCGCCUCCGAUGACGGUUUGGUACGCUUAAUUGAUCUCUUGAACACACAUAAUAGAAAUUACGGGGACCCACAGAAUUUCUACAAUCAUCUGAUUGUCUCUGAUGUGGUGGCCAGUUAUUUUCAAGAUGGCAUCUGUCACAUUGAGUUUUCCCCAGAUCAUCGAUUUUUCGUCGUAGGUGGUAAAGGCGAUUUGAUUGAGAUUUUCAAAAUGACCUAUUAUAACAUCAAUGGACUUGCAAAUAAAAGGUCAAAUCAUUUGCGUGGCAGGUCCCGCAGUGGCACCGUGAAUAGCGGUAAUUCCUUUCCCAAUCAUGCUCCGUCUUCAUUGUUCUUGUCAGCGACAGAGAGCGCAACGACAUCCGCAAGCUUUGAGCUCGGUCGUGAAGAUGCUCAUGAUGCAUCUGCUGAGCACAGUGCUCAAUUCCCACCCAUGAUCAAGGAUAUGACUAUAGUUAGUCGUCUCAAAGGUCAUACAAACACUGUUCAAAAAGUUAGUUUUGUUCAAGAAUGGGAGAUGAGCAAGUUAGACUCACAUGACGACGUUUCUUCGAAUGCCUAUAAGCUAAUUUCGUGUGGAGCUGAUGGCAAAGUCAUCGUUUGGGAUUUCGAUAGCAAAGCGGUCUCGAGGGUGAAGAGAGGGAGGUUUACGACUAGAAGAAAGAAAAAGACGAAGGAAAAAGAGCACCUUCCGGAUCAUCCAAGUACAUUUCAAGCUUCACUGCCUGUUUCCAACAGGACAAAAACAUUCUCAGGCAACUUGCCUGCAAGCAUUACAGUGACAAAAGCACAACAUUCUAGGACCCGAUCGUUAUCGCACUACGAUGACAGUACAUUCGCGAAGACCUCGUUCAAUAAUAUGGGAAUUAAUAAACUCUUGAGCCCAAGCCCCCAGCCCCUGGCACACUCGAUUGAGGAUGAUGAGGAGAAGCAAAAAAUCGUCAUUCUGUUGUAUCGCUGGCUCUACGAAAUUCGUAUGAAGAAGCACUACUCGUCUGGAAACGUUACCAAGGAUGGCAGGAAGAAAUACACCGCCAUCAUACACAGGGUUGUGAAUGACGAGGAACUUCCCUCAAUCCAGAUUCCUUCCCUCGAAAUUGAUCUAUCCUAUUUUAUCAAGGAUGGUAAAAUCCAAAAUUACCUGGCCACGCCAGAGCGGUUCUUCAUUUUUGGUAGAAGCGGAGAUAUCUUCAGCUACAGUCUUGAAUAA